UUUCAGUUUUUGAACUUAGUUGACGUCGGCCGUUGUAGCAUAUGUGGAAUUUUUACCCUUAAACUUGUACUUUAUCUAUUGAUAGCGCCGAAUUCUCUUAUUUAACUUAACAGGAAUCGUUUUAUUUUUCUUUUGGGGUUGUGUGUCAGUGAGUUUUGAUGCCCAAACGGCCAUCUGCGGAUGUCGUCUGUUUCCUAAACGUGCUCUCGGCGCUAAAGUUUUGUAUGAGUUGAAGGCUCGGCGGGUGGAUCACGGGAGGGAGCACAGGAAAGGCCCGGUGACGCCUCGGCUUCGGAGUGCUUAUCAUGGCCGGCAAUUUCGACGCGGAGGACCGCGACAGCUGGUACUGGAAUCGGCUGGGUCGACAGGAGGCUGUGUCUCUGUUGCAGGGGCAGCGACACGGCGUGUUCCUAGUGCGGAACUCCUUCACUUGCCCCGGCGACUACGUGCUCUCAGUGUCGGAGAACUCCAAGGUCUCGCAUUAUAUCAUCAAUAGCAUCAGCAAUAACCGACAGUCCGGUCCAGCAAGUCAGGCCCAUCUGAGGUUCCGUAUCGGCGACCAAGAGUUUGACGCACUCUCUGCUCUGCUGGAGUUCUACAAAAUCCACUACUUGGAUACCACCACCCUAAUAGAACCCAUCAACAAGUCCAAACACACCUCCUUUAUCAGCGUCGGCCCUGGUGGAGCCAUUCCACCCCGUCUGGAAGAUGAGUAUGUACGAGCGCUUUUCGAUUUUCCUGGCAACGACGAAGAGGAUCUUCCAUUUCGGAAGGGUGAUGUUCUCCGUGUUCUCGAGAAGCCAGAAGAGCAGUGGUGGAAUGCUCAGAACUCUGAGGGCAGAGCAGGGAUGAUCCCUGUUCCGUACGUGGAGAAGUACCGACCCGCAUCUCCUAAUGCGGUGGUUGCAUCCUGUGUACCUGGGGGCCCACCAGGAGGAGUGGGAAUGUUGGGGAACUCUGAUGGCUCUGCAGCACCGCUACUAGGAGAUCCCAGCCAGUAUGCCCAGCCUACCCCACUCCCAAACCUCCAGAACGGACCUGUCUAUGCCAGGGCCAUACAGAAGAGGGUGCCCAAUGCCUAUGACAAGACGGCCCUGGCUUUAGAGGUGGGCGAUAUGGUGAAAGUGACCAAAAUAAACGUCAACGGCCAGUGGGAGGGGGAAUGUAAAGGAAAGUGUGGCCACUUUCCCUUCACACAUGUCAAACUGCUGGACCAGCAUAACGCUGAGGACGAACUCAGCUGAGAGUGGACGAGCGGGUGCAAACUGGACACUAGUAUUAGACCCUGCUUUCCCACUUGUUUCUAAUGGCCACCACCUCACAUCUAUUACCUCCACCAAGUACAGUUUCGCUCAAUCCCUAUGAAAUACUACAAACUGACAUGUUCCUGACAGUGCAACACAGCCACCUCCUGCUCUCACCAUCUGAUUCAGUGCGAACUGAAAGGUGGUCCACGCAUUUUGCAAGGUUUCACUCUCACUGUACUGACACGCCUGUCACUGUUCACAGAACUCCUCCUUUUUUCAUCCUGUGUUCGAGCUGGUAGAUAAUUAUUCACUCUCGUCAAUUUACUGUUUUAGGCCAUGGCCAUCAGUACAGUCGGAAAAGAACGUAAAGAUAGUUGGUUAUACUUGUUUUCACAAAAUGUCAAGACAUUUCUUAGUACCGGUACUGUAUUUUCCGGACUGUAGAGCGCACUGGAAUAUAAGCCGUACCCGUUAAAUUAAAAAAACAAAACACGUUUUACAUACAUUAGCCGCACCGGAUUAUAGGCCUGUACGCUGUGGAAUGAGAUAUUUACUCAAAUUAUGCAAGAACGCCCCUGAUAAGAAAAAUCCAUAGAUAUGCAGCAUCAUUGUAAAAGCUGCAGGGUUCAAAGCAUAGGAAAAAAAAGUAGCGGCUUGUAGGGGUGUCAAAAAAUAUAUAUAUAUUUUUUAGUCUGUCCUGUCCAGCCACUCAGCCAAAUCAUAUUGUUGAUGUAGAUGCUCAUAUCUGCUGUACAGAUUUACUUUAGAAAAGAGAAAUGUUGGAUACUUCUCGUGUUGCCUUAUUUGUAUUUGACUUUAUUUAAUGUUUGGGUAGCAUUUUAUUAAACAAAACCAGUUUUCCUUUUAGUAAUGUGGAAAUAUAUCAGAGCUGUUUAUUUUAUAGAGGGAUGUAGUUGAUCAUAGAACCGGCACCCAAUGUUAUUAAAAAAGUAUUACUUUUGAAUGGAGAAUCAUGUGGCGCCCAAAGAUUCACAGACCUAGCGGCUUAUAGUCCGGAUAAUACGGUACAUUCGUUGGUACGUUGUCUUUCAGUAUGAACCCCAAAUGAUGAAUGAAUGAAUUAACUGAAUGUAGACCUUCGCUGUGUUGGUUGAUUCACUUUACGGGGUCCUAUUAUGCAAAACAACUACUUUUUUGUGUUUUUGCAAUCCCCAAAAGUCCCGAAAAUUUGAAAUCAAGCCAUGAUGGCAUGGCGUAGAUAUUUUUAAAACAACCUUGCCUUUUUCCAAUCUUGCACCGAAAGAUAUGUUUGGAAUUUGAGACUAUAGUGAUGUAUUUUGCCUUAGUUACGUCAGCAGAUAUCUCCAUAGAAGGUUACCCAAAGAGCCAUUUUUUAUUCAGUCGUGGUCCAAAGUUGGAGUCAGCAAGUCCCUUAUUUUUCUCUAUCCUCUUGUUGUGGGGCAGACUGUCUCGUAAAUGCACAUGCAUGCUAAAAUCCUCCACUGUUGCCAUUUCUAACUAAAAGUAGCGUAGAGUUUCAACUUAUAUCUGUCAAUAGGCUCGCUAAGGAAGCGCUAAAAACUACAACAUGGCUGACGGGGUGGAGACUCAGUCGAAGGUGGCUUGGCCUGGAGGAGGGCGUCAAUAAGACUGCCCAUUCUGAAGAGGGAGUCAGAAAGCAGCUUAAAGAUGGUCUGUAAAACGAAACCUAUUCACAUUUUUUACCAAGCACCACCAUUACAUGUUUUUAGACCACAAGGAAGUGUUUUAAAUGUAGAAAAAAAUCACAAGAUGACCCCUUUAAAGGCCUACUGAAAUGCGAUUUUCUUAUUUAAACAGGGAUAGCAGGUCCAUUCUAUGUGUCAUACUUGAUAAUUUCGCGAUAUUGCCAUAUUUUUGCUGAAAGGAUUUAGUAGAGAACAUCGACGAUAAAGUUCGCAACUUUUGGUCGCUGAUAAAAAAGCCUUGCCUGUACCGGAAGUAGCAGACGAGUAGCGUGACGUCACAGGUUGUGGAGCUCCUCACAUCCGCACAUUGUUUACAAUCAUGGCCACCAGCAGCGAGAGCGAUUCGGACCGAAAAAGCGACGACUUCCCCAUUAAUUUGAGCGAGGAUGAAAGAUUCGUGGAUGAGGAAAGUGAGAGUGAAGGACUAGAGGGCAGUGGGAGCGAUUCAGAUAGGGAAGAUGCUGUGAGAGGCGGGUGGGACCAGAUAUUCAACUGGGAAUGACUAAAAUAGUAAAUAAACACAAGACAUAUAUAUACUCUAUUAGCCACAACACAACCAGGCUUAUAUUUAAUAUGCCACAAAUUAAUCCCGCAUAACAAACACCUCCCCCCUCCCGUCCAUAUAACCCGCCAUUACAACUCAAACACCUGCACAACACACUCAAUCCCACAGCCCAAAGUACCCUUCACCUCCCCAAAGUUCAUACAGCACAUAUAUUUCCCCAAAGUCCCCAAAGUUACCUACGUGACAUGCACAUAGCGGCACGCACGUACGGGCAAGCGAUCAAAUGUUUGGAAGCCACAGCUGCGUACUCACGGUACCGCGUCUGCGUAUCCAACUCAAAGUCCUCCUGGUAAGAGUCUCUGUUGUCCCAGUUCUCCACAGGCCAAUGGUAAAGAUUGACGGUCAUCUUCCGGGAAUGUAAACUAUGAAACACCGGCUGUGUUAUCCGGCAAAACAGUCAGGGGGUGCAUUCUACGGCGGGGGUGCGUUAUCCGGCACAACACCUGCCGCAAUACACCGCUUCCCACCUACAGCUUUCUUCUUUGCUGUCUUCAUUGUUCAUUGAACAAAUUGCAAAAAAUUCACCAACACAGAUGUCCAGAAUACUGUGGAAUUUUGCGAUGAAAACAGACGACUUAAUAGCUGGCCACCAUGCUGUCCCAAAAUGUCCGCUGCAAUCCGUGACGUCACGCGCUGACGUCAUCAUACCGAGACGUUUUCAGCAGGAUAUGUCGCGCGAAAUUUAAAAUUGCACUUUAGUAAGCUAACCCGGCCGUAUUGGCAUGUGUUGCAAUGUUAAGAUUUCAUCAUUGAUAUAUAAACUAUCAGACUGCGUGGUCGGUAGUAGUGGGUUUCAGUAGGCCUUUAAGGACUUUUAGCCCUGGCAGAAAAGGUCUUUGUUUUACUGUGUUUUAUUGGAGUUAAUAUUAGAGUGCAGUCAAACUUCUUUAAGUCAACAACUUAUCAAAGUUGUGGUCCACCAUGUUCUUAUUACUAAAAAAGUACUUGCUUUAUGGAUAUGAAAUUUGAGACCCGAAAGGGUCAUUUCUUUGGAAGACUAACAUCAUUAAUGCACAUGUGUGUUUUUUGUGGUUAACAAAGUCAUUAAAAAAAAAAAAAGGGUGAGCGGGGCAACCGUAAAGGAAAAGCCACUUCUUAUAUCGCAGUAGACCGCUCUUUUAGCGACCCUUUCUGCAAACCAUCAAAAUGCAUCCAUCUAAAAUUAACACAAAUGGAGGAAACCAAUGUCAACAAACUGCCGUAGUUUAAAAAAUAUGUUAUCGCCCAUUCUCCUUAUGUUCCUGGUCUAAGUCACAAGCCAUGACUAUUUUGGCUUAUGUCGACAACAGCUUAUGUCAUCGCAAGUCUGCAAUCCAAGAGAUGUCGACCUAAACUGGUUCCACUGUAUUGAGAGAGCAGCAUUAACCUAGCACAGCUUACCCAACUCGCAGUGACUUCCCGUUCACUAAAAAGUAAGCUUCAAAAUAAAACUGAAUACAUAGCGUUUUUUCUCUGACUGCUUUACAUAAUGAAAUCCAUUAUGUUAAUCUUUAAGCUACAUUCAAACCAGUGUGGGUGUCCUUCCAAAGGACACAACGGCAAUUACUUUGACGGCAGAAGCCGGAAUCGAACCUGGAACCCUCAAGUUGCUGGCACGGCCGCUCUACCAACCGAGCCACACCGGCCCAAGCAUGGCAGGUACCCUGGAUUCUCCCACUGCAACAAAUAAAAUACACCCAAACUUCGAUAGGUUCAAAAUGGUAUUUAGUCUCUGGUCAAAGUCACAAGUAAAUAAGCAAGCAAUGACUAGUUUGUAGGGAUGUCCGAUAAUAUCGGCCUGCCGAUAUUAUAGGCCGAUAAAUGUGUUAAAAUGUAAUAUCGGAAAUUAUCGGUAUCGUUUUUUUUAUUAUCGGUAUCGUUUAUUUUUUUAUUAAAUCAACAUAAAAAACACAAGAUACACUUACAAUUAGUGCACCAACCCAAAAAACCUCCCUCCCCCAUUUACACUCAUUCACACAAAAGGGUUGUUUCUUUCUGUUAUUAAUAUUCCGGUUCCUACAUUAUAUAUCAAUAUAUAUCAAUACAGUCUGCAAGGGAUACAGUCCGUAAGCACACAUGAUUGUGCGUGCUGCUGGUCCACUAAUAGUACUAACCCUUAACAGUUAAUUUUACACAUUUUCAUUAAUUACUAGUAUCUAAGUAACUGUUUUUAUAUUGUUUUACUUUCUUUUUUAUUCAAGAAAAUGUUUUUAAUUUAUCUUAUUUUAAUAAUUUUUUUAAAAAGUACCUUAUCUUCACCAUACCUGGUUGUCCAAAUUAGGCAUAAUAAUGUGUUAAUUCCACGACUGUAUAUAUCGGUUGAUAUCGGUAAUUAAAGAGUUGGACGAUAUCGGAAUAUCGGAUAUCGGCAAAAAGCCAUUAUCGGACAUCCCUACUAGUUUGGUUUGGAUUUUGUUUAGGUUGAUGAUGCCCCUUGGACGGCCUGACUAACGUUGACGUAAACUGUACUAAGAUUACAAGAGUCACAAAAUUUCACGGAUUCGUCCCACAAAAGUUGACAAGUUUUUAUUUUCAUGGAGCUGAUCAAAGUUAACCCGAACAGUCAAAUAUUGACACUUUGGAAAUGAGAACCAACACCCUCCAAGUAGUAUUUAUAUUAUUAGGUUAACCUUUUAAUUUCAUGUUAAACUAUUCUUUAGUUGGCUCAUGUUUUUUGUUUUGAAGUUUUCUUCCCCAGCUGAUUUUGAUCGUAAAUAUAUACCAUUUUUCACACUUUGUACUAUUGCAUGUGAUCUUUCUUAGUGUAGUCUUUAUUCUAUUUUUUAAGUAACUUAGACUUCUCAUUUCAAGUCCUCCCUGUCCUGACAAUCUUGACCUGGCUCACUCUCACUACACAGGCAGGACUGGAUUUAAGAUUGAGAAUGGAGGUUUCUCACCGGGGUCCACAUUUCUGUCCCCUUCACCUAGUUACCCUUUGAGUGGAACUACAACAUUAUUCAGAGAUCAAUAUCAUGGGAACCAGUGCUUCUGAGAUUAAAUUAGGUGGGUUUUUUUUAAUUGAACGCACUUAAUGAUUUUACACUAAUUUUUUGCAUCCGUCCACAUGCCUGUUUUUAUUGAUCUACUGUAGAAGUGUACAGGUGCUUGACUAUUGAAUUAAAGCUACCAAUAAGUGUUUUAAAUAUUUAUACAAGAAACCACACUCAAGCAAAAAUGCCACUGGGAACUGUCAAUAGCCGCUGUGUCAUUUUAUUAAAACACUAUAUUCUUUUGAGGCAAUUGUCAUUAACUUUUUUUUAUUUUCUGUAGCAUGUGAUGUGUAUACUAGUAAAUAAAGUACAACUCAUGA
Molecule: messenger RNA, 6789 nt
Organism: Nerophis lumbriciformis (worm pipefish)
Lineage: Eukaryota; Metazoa; Chordata; Actinopteri; Syngnathiformes; Syngnathidae
Gene: crk
Product: v-crk avian sarcoma virus CT10 oncogene homolog
Biological process (GO): enzyme-linked receptor protein signaling pathway; cell migration
Cellular component (GO): cytoplasm
Molecular function (GO): receptor tyrosine kinase binding; signaling adaptor activity
Source: RefSeq, a predicted model, not a curated record